AUGGCGAAGAAAAGGUCCAUCAAAGAAGUGGAAACUUCUAAUAGUUCUAAUGGAGUACAACCGAAGAAAAAGAAAACGAAAAAGGUUAGGUCCAACCCUCAUUUAGCUAUUCUUUGCUAAUGUAUGAUAAAAUCAAACUUUUGGCCGUUUAUUUACAGGGAAAAUGGACAAACAAACAACGCGUGUUGGUGUUUUGCUCACGUGGUAUAUCACACAGGUGAGAUCGAAGACGCCAAGAUAACGAGACUUUAAAGCAGGAGAAUAUUAUCGUUGUUCUUUUCUUUGAUUUCAUAUUCUUUAUCGCCUAUAUGAGUAGCAUGGUGUUCCAUUUGUCGAAGAUAGGCUAUAUAUGGCAUGGAUGUAUCUGUGUUUUACUGAAUGUUUUAUGGUUGAAUUAAAUGUAUUUCUAGUCUGCCUAAAUAUCUUUGUUGACUUCCGUAAACUUGUUUCAUAUGUAUUUCACUUUAUUCCAGUUAUAUCAAAAGUGAUGUGAUAAUUACUUUUACUUUAAGUUCAUUCUGUAUUGUAACAAAUUCCUGAUAUCUACAUGUACCAUGUAUAUCUUCUUUAAAUUUUUGCAGAGCAAGGCAUCUUAUGCUGGAUAUACAGACAUUGUUACCCCACUCAAAAUCUGGUAUAUGCAUAUGAUCUUUAUGAUUUUAUGAUAAAUUCCUAUACAUACUUAUUUUGAUGAUUAUUUUGUGUUCAGGUGCAUGCAUGCUGACCACAGAUCAAUCAGCCCAGAAAACAUGAUUCCUCUUGCAUUUGUACAGCUUGAAAUCCUUGAAAUGCAGCCCUGAUUUAACUCUUUGAUCCCUAUGAGUGACUAGCAUCUAAUUUCUCCUUACAAUAUCAUCCCAGAAUCAAAUGUUGAGGUCACAAGAAUUAGGGAAAUGAUCACCAACUAAAGAAGCCCUUGAAUGUUAAACAAAUACUCUUUGUAAUAAAAUAUGUACUUAUUGUUCAUUGUGGUGUAAGAUAGGAGAUGAACUUUGUUCGUUUGUCUCACGAUGGAGUCACUUUGGAUGUUGAUUGCGAGUCUUCAUCAGGUGAUGAGGUUGAUUGAUUACAUUUCACUACUUGUAGCAUGUUAGUAUGCUGCUAUUAGUGCAUUUCAAUCCUCAUUAUUAUUCCUAGCCAGCACUUUAGGAAAUGUAUGGAGAAUAUGCAUACUGAUGCUGAGGUGUAAAGGGAUAGGUUACCACUCUGAAUUAACAACAUCAAGGUCAAAGGAAAGCUAAAUAAUGAAUCGUCAAAAAAUCCCAUGAGACUACUUUAGGUACUACCUCAGGUGGCUUCUCAAAAAGCUGGUUGAGUGUUAUAAGGUCUCUUUUAUUAAGAGACAGGAAUGAAAAGUCAAGGUUAAUACCAGAAGUUAAACAAAAUCAGACCUUGAAACACUACAAUUAUGUUUUCUCUUUGUUGAUCUCUUCUAGAAACCAAACUUGAUCGCAAAGACAAACUAUUUAUUGUCAAUGAGGUUAGUAAACAAUAUUUCUGUGACAUAUCAUUGUCAUCACAUUGAGUGAUAUUUAUUACCUAUGGGCAUUACAUGCACUUACUCAUUGAUAUGCAGUCAUUAACCAAUCAGAUUAAUGUUGGAGUUUUUGUAAUAUUUCUCUGUAAAGUAAUUAAGCAUAAAGCUCUUCCGUGAUGAAGAUUUAACCUCCAUAUUUCCCAUCUUAAUCCAGGUACAAAUUGUAGUUUCAUUCUCUUUUACAAAGUACUUAUUUCACCUUUCGUAAACAGGAAUUUAACUUUGACCAAAAUAGUGUAGAAGCCCCUGUCAUCCUUGAGCAUUUUAGAAAUAAACCAUUAGUAAUUGUUAACAAGAGAUUAAAGGUGCCAAGUGGCAAUAAUGUAUAUUAUUACAGUAACAAAUUACACUUUAACUUGACUUGUAGGUCUGUGAGAUGAAAAACUGUAAUAAAUGUGUCUUUUUUGAGAUGAGAAAAGGACAAGACCUUUAUAUGUGGUGGGUUUUGUAAUUUGUUUCCCCUGCACUUAAAAUUCAUUUUUGUGUGUAAAAUAUUAGAAAUGAAGGACACCCCUGAGCCUGUUUUGUUUGUUGUUAUUAAAGGUUUUCUUGCACACCACAUGGGCCAUCUGCCAAGUUUUUGGUUGAAAAUGGUAAGUGCUAACAGGGGCCAUUCGUGAUGUUAUGGUAUUUUCAUCAUUUCAUUGUUUUUUUCAAUAAUUUAAAUUUAACAAAUUAGAGAAAUAUGCAAACUGCAUAUACAUACAAAGCUAAUCAAGGCAGGUUGGUUGUGUAACUGACAAUCAAAAUCAAGGCAGGUUGGUUGUGUAACUGACAAUCAAAUUUAGCAAAGUAGAUUAAUAGUCAAUCAGGUAAAAUAAAUAUAUAGGAUGAAAUAAAAUAAAUAGGUAUACACAUACUUUCACUGAUAGCUGGCAUUUUCAUGAGUACAGCAAGAGCCCAUAAGAAAACUUAAAAAGUAAGGAAGUAAUGAUAAUUGUUAGAGUUUGAUUAAUGAUAAUAAGUAAUUUUUGAGAUUAACAUUCAGACGUCAACAUACAGUAACCAUCCUCAUCACAAAGCACUGAAAAUUAUGAUUAGUGAAUUAUGUUUUUGAAAGGUUUUUUUUAUGUUUACACAAGUCAGGCUUCAGGCAAUUCCAUAACUUAGCUCUAAAAAUGGAAAAAUUUAUUUCCAUACUCUGUCUUGAUUUUUUAACAUAUAAGUUACCAGCAUACAUGCUGAGUUAUUGUCUAAAGUAUUUAGGAAUCAACAAUUUGGGCUACUGAACAAAUCAAACAUAAUAUUAUAUUGAAAUAAGUAAACUGACUAUUUUUUUUUUUACUGGUUGUUUAGUGCACACAAUGGAUGAACUUAAAUUAACUGGAAAUUCAUUGAAAGGAUCAAGACCAAUAUUAUCAUUUGAUCAGGUUAGAGCAAAUGUCUACUGUAGAAUAGUUUUAAAUUUACAAGGAAGAGGAUUGGCAUCUACCAUGUGAAGCAAUGUAUUUUAAUCUACUUCCAAGCCUUAUCAAAACCAGAAUAUGGACAGAGGGAUGUGUCGUCUGGUUUGUGGAAAGAUCCUCUCUCACCAUUUUAAGAUAUUUUUUCUACAACUUUGCAUGAAAUUGUUGCAUCUGGUUUCAUGCUUCACUUUUUAUUCCCUUUUUGUUAUUUUAUUCCCUCAAAAUGUUCUCUGCAUGGAUGAUAACCUUUCAUGUCAAAUACAAUUGUACUAAAAGUAUGCACACAUUCAGCAUAGAGCCAGUGUCCAGGAGUAUGAUCAGUUCUUACUGAUACAAUAACAUACACUUUGGUUUUAUUCCAUAACAGCAUUUUGACAAAACAUCUCAGCACUCACUUUUGAAGGAAAUGUUCAUUCAGGUAGGUAACAAUAUUCAUAAUUUUGCUUUUGUUGUUUUAUUUAAACAACACUUUUUUUUUACAGAAACAAUAUUAACAAAUUAACAAAGUGGACACUACAAUAAUUAUAUAAUCUGGGAUACAAUACUCACAGCUAUGCUACUAAUUAAGUAACCUUGCUCACAAUACUGCUAAUUGCAAUACAUUAGCUGCAAUACUACUGAUUAUGUUGUAUCACUAAUAAUACAAAUAUGUUACAUCACUAAUGAUAUUGCGUAGAAUAUUACAAACACUUUUUGUGAUGCUUAACGUUACUUAUGGACACUACUUACUUGACUAAUUCUUAUAUCAAUAUUAUAUUAUGUAGCAUAAAAUAAAGGAAUAAAAAGAAAAUGUUCGGGAAAUUAUGAUGAAUUUCUGGGGAAGGGGGUGGAGUGUUCUGGUAUCCCAUCCGGGGGAUAGUACCAUGACUCUGAGUCACUUCAUGUUAAAGACAGACACUGGAAUAAGCUCUGGCUGGGUGGGCUGAAGUUCAGACUUUUUAUAAUAUUUACAGUAUUUUUGCAAUAAUACUGUUCUCACUCUUACUUCUCUCUCUGUUUUUUGUGCAGAUUUUUAGUACUCCUUGUUAUCAUCCCAAGAGCAAACCCUUUGUAGAUCAUGUGUUCUCUUUCUCUGUAGAAGACAACAGAAUUUGGUUCCGGAAUUUCCAGGUAAAUAAAAUACUAAAUACUUGUUGGUAUGGAGUCCAAAAACAAUCAAUUUUUUUAGUUUAAUUUGAAAAAAACUGACCUGUGCAAACUCUUAUUGUUCCAUAGAUUGUUGAGGAAGAUGGAUCAUUGCUGGAAAUUGGUAAAUGCCUUUCUCUUAAUAAUUUCACCCCAAAGAUCUCUUAGUAGUUCUCCUUACUGUCUGUUAUACAAUUCUUAUGAUGUUACUUAAGAGAAUUUGGUAUUAGAUCAACUGGUAAUCCCCUUAUUGGUAUUUUUCUCUAUUCUCAUCACUUUUUUGCUUGAUAAUGUAAUGAUGUUUUAAGGAGAAAUUCUGUAUUGGUCACUCAUGGGAGUUAAAGGAUUAAUUUCUUUAUUUUCACAUAAGACUAGUAAGAGUUAAAAUAUGGCAUAAUUCUGAAUUGUGAUUUUAACGUGGUAAAUUUAUAUUUCAGGCCCACGAUUUGUAUUAAACCUUAUAAGAGUGUUUGAAGGAAGCUUUGGAGGAGCAACACUUUAUGAAAACCCACAUUACCGAUCACCUAAUGAGGUAAGUUUUGUAAGAGUCAUUUUUACACAAAUUCUUUAUCUAGGGUCGCCACACUUUCUAAAUCUCACCCUUAUUUAUCUUAGUAUCGUCGGAUGAUCCGCAAGCAAGCUGCUCAACGGUAUCGAGCUCGCGUGGAAUCGAAGCAAGCUCUUGAGGAUCGACGGGAAGCCAACCAAGAUAUUCCACGUGACAUUUAUGAUGUAGAUGACGUAUUUCAUACAAUUACCCAAUCAGAUAUUGACAUUGCCAAGGCAAGGGGAGGCGAUGGGGCAAAAUGAACGAAAGAUUUCUAAGAAGACGGAAAGUGGAAGACGGAAGGGGUAGAUGAAUAAGCGAAACUAACUGACGAAGACUGGUUCAAGAUCUUGAGUAGAGUUUCUUUCUGUCGUGGCACAGAUUUCUGUACACGAGUACUACGGCAAAAUGUGUUUUGCACCAAUUGGCGUUUUUUCUCGAAUAUAUCUAAACUGCACAUGGUGUCCAUUUCUUUAAAGAAGUGUGAAUAUACAUGUGGACGUUUGCAAGUCUGAUCGUAGUGUUGUUUGAAUGCUCAUUCUUCGAAGAUGUUCUCUUUAAAAAACCUUUUUAAGGGAAUUUUAUCCUGUAAUAUUUGAAAUUAGUAACCAGCGGAAGAGGAAGACUCGUUGCAUCUAAAACUCGACCAUAACUUAAGCAUUUCUUGAGAAGAGAUAAAUUUUCAUUAAAAAAAAAUGCUUUGUUCUGUUAAUUGCAAAAAAGGUGGGCGAGUCUGAAAUUACUUCCUAGCUUUAGGAUCCUUGCAUAUUUAGGAACCUUCCUUUUAUCUGUGUCUCUUCUGUUGACAACUUCGACAACUUCCUUGUAAUUGAACAACUUUUGAUGGAUAUAUUGAUAUGCAAAUGUGGCUUUGAUUGAAGUUCUCAGGCUACUUUCAAUGUGCGCCUCGCUUUCGCUUGUUGCCAUUUAUAUUGGUGCUUUUUUUGUACUCAAGAAAUACCUAACACUCAGCGGCAAGUGUUGUUCGUAAAGACGAGAAAUCCUGACCGUAUGAGAUACAAAUAUUGCUCAACGCCCUUGUAAAAGAGUCCUUCUUCGAAUGAUGAAAAAUGAACAUCUGUCAGAUGGGAAGUGUUUUGUCAACAUUACAGAGGAGACAGGAGAAGCCGGGGAGAAAGGAAGGAAGAGUACUACGUAAUAGAUGAAUUUUCAUUCUGUUUUUUACCUUCAAACAAUUUUGAUUGUGCUGUAAAACGUG
Pocillopora meandrina is the source of this 5834-nucleotide messenger RNA. The record is from the annotation of a GenBank genome assembly. NCBI's taxonomy places the organism in Eukaryota, Metazoa, Cnidaria, Anthozoa, Scleractinia, Pocilloporidae.